AUGAGUACCCAUGAAUUACAGACGAAGACGAAGGAGGAGCUGGAAAACUUGCUCAUCGAUCUGAAAAAAAGAUUGUCCCUUUUGAAAGAACGGAAAAAUGUUGAUCCGCCCUCCCCGGGUGCGAUUGAGGCUUUACGUAAGGACAUCGCACAGACGUUAGUAGUCCUUAAUGAACGAAACAGGGAAUUCCUCAAGCGACAAUACAUUGGAAAGAGGAGCCAAACGAGGGGUACGAGGCGGCGUGGUGUCCAGCGUGCCGGUGGUAAGAAACCUACCGGAAAGAACAUAACACCGUCUUCUUCGAUUAAUCAAUUGCACUUGACGAGUUGA
Huiozyma naganishii CBS 8797 is the source of this 330-nucleotide messenger RNA. RefSeq names its product 60S ribosomal protein uL29 RPL35B (gene RPL35B). Gene Ontology annotation, molecular function: structural constituent of ribosome. Gene Ontology annotation, cellular component: ribosome. The record is from RefSeq and is a predicted model, not a curated record. The coding region runs from base 1 to 330 and encodes 109 amino acids. Gene Ontology annotation, biological process: translation. The transcript has a single exon. Lineage: Eukaryota; Fungi; Ascomycota; Saccharomycetes; Saccharomycetales; Saccharomycetaceae.